Desarmillaria tabescens is the source of this 1418-nucleotide messenger RNA. RefSeq names its product alpha beta-hydrolase. Lineage: Eukaryota; Fungi; Basidiomycota; Agaricomycetes; Agaricales; Physalacriaceae. The record is from RefSeq and is a predicted model, not a curated record. Bases 56 to 1384 code for a protein of 442 amino acids. The transcript has 7 exons.
UUUAUGUUCAACACGACCUCUUCCAUUGACCAGCUGGACUACUUUCGCGCAUGUCAUGCCACGUCUCGAAUCUUGGAGUAUCAUACAGACUAACUUGUCUAACCCGGAUGGCUACCAGUACCCACCGUUGAUUCCCUUGGAACUACCACCUAUCCCCACAGUGCUUCCCCAACUCUCGUCCCCGCAGCGUUCUCCUGCAUGGCUACCUGACGGAUGGAUCCAUACGACUCAUAUCGUCCCAGCGGCGUAUCCUCGCUCUUCUCCUGAUGUCGUACUCCCAGAGGCCUCCGUCUUUGACGCAAAUUCCAACAAAUCUGAAAGACAGAAGCUAACGGCUGAAAGACUCGAGCAACUACUGGCACUACGAGAGAAGGAAAACGGCAGAACUAGCCGCAACGACAAGCUCUUGUGGCUCUGUUUCAACAAAUACACUCGGAAGAACACGGACGGCAAGGGUCUGACACUCUUCUUCGCUCACGCCAAUGGAUUCUGCAAGGAGAUAUGGGAGACAACUAUCUCAUCCUUUCUCUCGUCGAGAUCCGAACGAUACGUAUCCGAGAUGUGGGUUUGGGACGCUGUCAAUCAGGGCGAUUCAGCGUUGUUAAAUCAAGGCAAACUUAAUUCUCUAUGCCAUUGGCACGAUCCUACCCGUGAUAUUCUCAAUUUCUUGUUUCAUCAUAUACCUUCAAAGCCGUCCUUGUCCGUCCCAACGCACCUCUCACGUGUCACCUCCGCAGAAUCGGCACUUCGCAAGUCUCAGGGAUUCUUCGACCGAAAGAUUGUUAUGGUAGGACAUUCCUUUGGCGGGGCAGUUAGCACCUUGGCAGCAAUCAACUGCCCAGUUCUUUUCGAUUCCCUUUUUCUCGUUGAUCCCGUUAUUGUAAAGCCCGGGUCCCCGCGUUCGUAUGACCUUAUGCGCGGUGCGCUCACCCGCAGAGACAGGUGGAAAAAUAGAGAAGAGGCUACUCUUCAACUACUUUCAUCACCAUUUUUCCAGAGAUGGGAUCCCGCAGUCGUCAAGUCCUAUGCCGACUUUGGGAUGUGCGAGACAGAGGAUGGCCAGGUCACUCUGAAGACUCCUUCAUUGCAAGAAGCGAUCAUGUUUGUCGAUACAUUUACUGGCUGCGAUGAGGCAUGGGUUAGAUUAUACAGAGGAGAGCUAGACGAGCGGAUAGAAGUACGAUGGGUGGUUCCCGGUUUUGGAGAGAUAGAGCUGGGCAUGCCAGGAGCAACCCAAGAGCGUGUUUCCCUUCGGAAGAACGCGUCGAAUGUCUUAAUUGAUGGCGCUGGGCAUUUGAUAGCCCAGGAAAGGCCAAAGGAGCUCGCAAAGGAAUUAUCCUUGUUCUUGGAAAGGAAGUAUGGCAAGGCCCAAGCAAAUUUAUAAUCAUGUUAGAGUAUGAAAGAAUGAUUGUAUAUCA